Messenger RNA from Colletotrichum orchidophilum, 588 nucleotides. RefSeq lists its product as uncharacterized. Gene Ontology annotation, biological process: sphingoid catabolic process. The transcript is spliced from 3 exons. Bases 1 to 588 code for a protein of 195 amino acids. The record is from RefSeq and is a predicted model, not a curated record. NCBI's taxonomy places the organism in Eukaryota, Fungi, Ascomycota, Sordariomycetes, Glomerellales, Glomerellaceae. Gene Ontology annotation, cellular component: endoplasmic reticulum.
AUGUCUUUAGAUCUGGAAAAACAUUUGACCUUUUAUGGCGCAUAUCACCAUAAUGCCAUCAACAUCGGCAUUCACAUGGCAUGCGUGCCCAUCAUCCUUUUUUCCGGAUUUUGCCUUGCCACCAACACAGGAACUCUCAUCCCGCUCCCUAGCUGGCUCACCGUCCCUAACUUGGAUCUCAACUUGGGGACACUGGCAGCCCUGACUUGGGGUGGUCUGUAUGUUCUCCUCGAACCUGUAGCCGGCACGUUGCUAGCCAUCAUUUGCUUGGCCGCCACUGCCGCUGGCAACUCCCUCAGGGUUGAGAACCCUACCUUGACGAAUCAAGCCGCCGUCGGCAUCCACAUCGCCUGCUGGAUCUUCCAGUUCAUUGGUCAUGGCGCAUUCGAGGGACGCGCGCCGGCGCUGUUGGACAACCUGGUCCAGGCUGUCUUCCUAGCUCCUCUCUUUGUUUGGCUUGAAUUCCUUUUCAAGCUUGGAUACCGCCAGGAACUCAAGGGCCGUGUUGACAAAGCUGUCGAGAAGGAGAUUGCCAAAUUCAGAGCCUCCAAGGCGAACGAGGACGCCAAGAAUGGCAAGGCCCAAUAA